CGACCACACUACGACAUAUAUAUUCUUUGGGAUCUCACAAUUCUGUAGGGGAUAUAUAAGUCCUACCGCAGAACCCUCGGUCCCUUGACCGCGCUCCAUAAUCGUUGCUCUCUGACCGAAGUUAAUCGCGAGGCAUCAACCGUCAAUAUGAGUGUGAAGCGAGAUUUCCUUUCUAUGCCCGCGCCUGAGAACUAUGUCGCAGGUCUCGGGCGUGGUGCGACUGGGUUCACGACCCGCAGCGACCUGGGACCUGCGCGAGAGGGACCUUCGGAGGAGCAGAUGAAGGAGAUGCUGGCUAAACGCGCUGCACAGCUUGGCCAGGCCGCACCCUCCGCAUAUGGCGCAGUAGAUAAGAAGGAAGAAGACGAGGACGAGGAGCGCUUCCAGGACCCAGACAACGAAGUUGGCCUGUUUUCCACGGGUCUGACCUUCGAUGCCGAGGACGACGAGGCGGAUCGCAUCUACCAAGAGAUUGACGAGAAGAUGGACAAACGGCGGCGUGCUCGAAGGGAAGCUCGCGAGAAGAAAGAACGUGACGAGUACGAGAAGAAUAACCCAAAAAUCCAAUUGCAAUUUGCCGACCUGAAACGAGCGCUCGGUAGCGUAUCGGAAGAUGAAUGGGCCGCACUGCCAGAGGUUGGAGACAUGACUGGCAAAGCAAAGCGAGCGCGUGAGGCACGUAUGGCUGAUCGCAAGUCUUAUGCUGUCCCAGAUAGUGUCAUUGCCGCUGCACAUCAACAAGGACAAAUCGAAACGUCUAUAUCUGCUUCCGAUGGAGACGGUACUAUGACGAACUUUGCUUCUAUUGGUGCUGCGAACAAGUCUGCUCUUCAGGUGCGAUUGGAUGCUGCUUCAAAAAUACCUGGUACUCAGUCGACUGUAUCAGGCACCUCUACUUCGGUCGACCCACGAGGCUAUAUUACCGCUCUAGAGAAGAACCAGGCAGCAGGAGUAGAAGCUCCCGUUGAGGAUAUUAACCGAGCUCGAGUUCUACUCGAGUCAGCAGUCAAGACCAAUAUACAUAACGGACCCGGUUAUGUCGCUCUUUGCCGCCUCGAAGAACUUGCCGGCAAAGUCAAUACCGCCAAAAGGGUCAUUGCUCGGGGAUGUGAAUUGUGUCCAAAAUCUAUCGUCUGUUGGGAGGAGAACAUCCGGAUCAAUCGCGAUAACGUCCACAACGCCAAGAUCAUUGCAGCCACGGCUAUUAAGCAAAAUCCCAAAGCAAUCAAAAUCUGGGAAGCCGCCAUUGACCUGGAGCAGACCAUGGCUGCUCGCAAGAAGGUCACUCGGCAGGCUCUCGACCACAAUCCUCAAUCAGUCGAGCUGUGGAAGAGCCUAAUCAAUGAUACCGAAGACCUGGAAAAUGUCAGACUACUCUUCGCAAAGGCUGUCGACACUGUUCCUCUGUCCGAAGAAUUGUGGAUCUCAUAUGCUCGCGUCAGUGAGCCAGAUCACGCACAGCAGAUUCUAAACGCGGCACGCAAAGCAAUCCCAACGAGCUGGGCCAUCUGGGUCCAGGCCAGUAGGUUUCAGGAGCAACUUGGAAAGGUCGAGCUACUCGAUCGGAUUAUGGACCGUGCUGCCAAAGCCUUGGCGAAAGAAAAUGCAAUGCCCAAGCGGGAAGAGUGGAUCCACCAGGCGGAGGUAUGCGAAGAAGAAGGCGCUAUCGCAACAGCUGGUGCUAUUAUCAAAGCAACAGUCGGGUGGGGUCUGGAUGAGGAUGACGAACGAAAGGAUGUAUGGUUGCAAGACUCAACUAACAGUAUUGCACGAGGGAGGUAUCAUACAGCGAGAGCCAUUCUAGCGCAUCUUGUCAGCAAUUUCCCUUUAAGCACAACUGUUUGGCACGCCGCCGCUGAUCUAGAGAAACGCCAUGGCUCUCCUGAGUCUCUAUUGCCAAUGUUAGAGCGCGCCGUGAAUGCCUGCCCGAAAUCCGAAUCCCUGUGGCUCCUCUACGCCCGUGAGAUGUGGGCAGCGGAUAAACCGGCGGAAGCCCGGGAGGUUCUUGGACGAUCUUUCGGACAGCUUCAGGGCAACGAGAACCUCUAUACUCGUGCUGUUGACUUCGAAGUUGAUGCAGGCGAUUACGACCAAGCUCGACGAUUCCUCGAGAUGGCUCGUGAAACUGCUGCAACGGACCGCAUCUUCAUGAAAUCCGCGGCUUUGGAGCGUCAGCUGGGUAACCUUGACGCCGCCCUUGAUCUUGUGAAUCAAGGCCUGCAGACAUGGCCUGGUGCCUGGAAGCUGCACGCUAUGAAAGGCCAGAUCUACGAAUCAAUGUCGAGGCUGAAAGAAGCUCAGGAGGCCUACUCGAUCGGGACACGAGCCAGCCCAAAGGCCCCCGUCGUCUUCAUCCUCCUCGCCCGUCUGCAAGAGCGACAAGGUGCCAUUGUCAAGGCUAGAUCGUCACUCGAUCGAGGUCGUCAGCAAAACCCAAAGACACCGGAGCUUCUACUUGAAGCUGUUCGUCUAGAGCGACGUGCUAAUAACAUCUCGGCAGCUCAAAAACUCAUGGCUGUCGCACUCCAGGAAUGCCCUACUUCUGGUCUCCUCUGGGCGGAGAAGAUCAUGCAUCUCGAAAGCCGAACGCAACGGAAGCCACGUGCCUUGGAAGCUAUCAAGAAAGUGGAAAAUAAUGCCCAGCUAUUCGUUACGGUUGCCCGUCUUUUCUGGGCAGAGAGGAAACUGGAUAAAGCACACAAUUGGUUCACGAAGGCUAUUGUUCUAGAUGCCGACUAUGGUGAUGGCUGGGUUUGGUACUACAAGUUCCUGGAAAUGCAUGGGACUGAGGAGAAGAAGGCGGAGGUGGUUAAUAAAUGUGUCAUGUCUGAGCCUAGGCAUGGGGAGAUUUGGCAGAGCGUUGCGAAGGAUCCGAAGAAUGCGCGGAAGCCGGUGGAGGAGAUGCUGAAGAUUGCGGUUGCAAAGGCGGAGUAGGUGAAUGGUGGACAGGUCGGACAGCAUUAACCUGGAUAGAAGGGAUGGGGGCGGGGACAGGGACGGGGUUGGUUUGAG
Molecule: messenger RNA, 3012 nt
Organism: Lindgomyces ingoldianus
Lineage: Eukaryota; Fungi; Ascomycota; Dothideomycetes; Pleosporales; Lindgomycetaceae
Exons: 2
Coding region: 148-2934 (928 amino acids)
Biological process (GO): spliceosomal tri-snRNP complex assembly; mRNA splicing, via spliceosome
Cellular component (GO): U4/U6 x U5 tri-snRNP complex; catalytic step 2 spliceosome
Molecular function (GO): protein binding
Source: RefSeq, a predicted model, not a curated record